AUGUAUGGGCUCCCUUACAUUCCACGACUCUUCUCUUUCCGCACUGACUAUUAUGGUGUUGUUGGCACGUGGGUGGAGAUCGAAGGAGUCAGGCAGGAGUCGGAGAUAUCGGAGCAGGAGCAGGAGUAUAUCGAAUGGUGUCUAUUCGUAAACAACUUGAAAAAGACUGUAGAGGGAAAAGUGAGCGAUGGUGACUUGAAAGGAGCUGCACGUUUGCUUUUUUCAACUGACGUGCUGUCUGUGGACUCGACUGAAACUCUUUCGGCUCUACAAGACAAACACCCGUCCGCCCCAGCAACACCAUACUUCCUAGAUCCGCCCACAGAACCCUACGUGUGCCUACAAGUUCAGGAUAAAGACACAAAAAAUGCAAUUCUUUCGUUCAAAACGGGUUCUGCAGCGGGCCUCGACGGGUUAUCCCCACAACACCUGAAAGAUUUAACCUCACACUGCGUCGGCGAUACAGGCAAACGCCUCAUUAUCGCACUCACCAAACUUGUCAACCUCAUGCUUUCUGGAAAAGUCAACCCCCUCUUUGAACCCAUUAUUUAUGGUGCAAAUCUUAUAGCUCUCACAAAAAAAGAUGGGGGAAUCAGGCCCAUUGCUGUUGGUUCAACAUUUCGGCGUUUAACUUCCAAAAUUUCCGUCCGACACGUACUUUCUAAAUUGCAAAAACAAUUUGAACCGGUACAACUUGGUUUUGGUACUAAAGGAGGGUGCGAAGCCGCCGUCCAUGCCCUCCGCACCUGCCUGAUCAAUGACCAGUGUGAGGUUCUUCUAAAAAUUGACGUCAAAAAUGCCUUCAACUCUCUCAAUAGGGACGCCCUGCUUGCAGAAGUCAACAACCACGCUCCGGAACUUUAUAACUAUUUAUUAAAUUGCUAUGCAAAUCCUUCAAAAUUACUGUACAAAAAUCACGAAAUUUCCUCCGAAGUUGGCUGCCAGCAAGGCGACCCUCUCGGACCAGCCAUCUUCAGUUUAGCUAUCAAUCCAGUUGUUCAAAACCUGAAUUCAAAAUUUAACGUUUGGUACUUGGAUGAUGGUACCCUAGGAGGUGAUGUAAACACAGUACUUGCUGACCUUUCGGAAAUAAUAAAUAAAUUUAAGCUAAUAGGAUUGGAAUUGAAUUGUGAAAAGUGCGAAUUAUAUUUAAACCGUUAUAAUCCCGACAUCGUACAAAAAUUUCAAGCCAUCACUCCCAAUAUAAAAGUAGUCAGCAAGGACUCACUAAACCUCCUAGGGUCACCAAUUUUCGAAGAAGCCAUUCCCAGCAUUACUACAAACGCGAUUACUAAAUUCAAAAACUGCGCCGAUCGCUUGCUCGAAAUCGAUUCCCAUUCCGCUCUGACUAUUCUAAAAUUUUGCCUUUUUGUACCAAAAUUUACUUACUUGCUACGCUGCUGUCCAUUUUGGAAACACCAAAACUCCUUAUUAUCGAUUGACAACCUUAUUAGAUCUUCCUUAGAAUCCGUUCUAAAUAUACAGCUUAGCGAGCAUUCUUGGAACCAGGCGUCCCUGCCCAUCAGAUUCGGCGGGCUGGCUCUGACGGCCCUGCGCGCGCACGGCUUCUCGCAGUUGCAGAACAAGAAUCCGGCCAGUGGCUGCAUGCCUAUCCCUCCCCCCCCACUGGUACAUAUCUAGAGCCGGAUACUUUACGUUUAGCCGUAAGUCUUAGAUUAGGGGUAAAGGUCUGCGCCCCCCACAGAUGCCCCUGCGGCGCAACCGUCGAUGUGCUUGGACACCACGGCCUUUCUUGUCAAUUAAGCGCUG
Cydia strobilella is the source of this 1770-nucleotide messenger RNA. RefSeq lists its product as uncharacterized. The transcript is spliced from 3 exons. Bases 1 to 1641 code for a protein of 546 amino acids. Lineage: Eukaryota; Metazoa; Arthropoda; Insecta; Lepidoptera; Tortricidae. The record is from RefSeq and is a predicted model, not a curated record.